AUGGCUAACAAUGACGGGGAAGUGAGCGGGAAACGUGCAGGAUUUCCUCCUCUUCUCAAUGAAAGGAUCCUUUCUUCAAUGUCACAUAGAUCUAUUGCUGCCCAUCCCUGGCAUGACUUGGAGAUUGGACCAGGUGCUCCAAGUGUUUUCAAUUGUGUGGUUGAGAUCAGCAAGGGCAGCAAGGUUAAAUAUGAGCUUGACAAGACAACUGGCCUUAUAAAGGUUGAUCGUGUUCUCUACUCAUCAGUUGUUUACCCACACAACUAUGGCUUCAUCCCAAGAACUAUCUGUGAGGACAGUGAUCCUAUGGAUGUUCUGGUACUGAUGCAGGAGCCUGUGCUACCGGGUUCUUUCCUUCGUGCUCGUGCAAUUGGUCUAAUGCCCAUGAUUGAUCAGGGUGAAAAGGAUGACAAAAUCAUCGCAGUGUGUGCUGAUGACCCUGAAUUCGUCCAAUGCAAGGACAUCAAAGAUCUUCCUCCACAUCGCCUGGCUGAAAUCCGCCGCUUUUUUGAAGACUAUAAGAAGAAUGAGAACAAGAAAGUUGAUGUUGAAGACUUCUUGCCAGCUGGCUCCGCUGUUGAAGCCAUCAAGUAUUCCAUGGAUCUGUAUGCAUCUUACAUUGUUGAAAGUCUGAGGCAGUGA
This is a messenger RNA of Dovyalis caffra, 642 nucleotides long. NCBI's taxonomy places the organism in Eukaryota, Viridiplantae, Streptophyta, Magnoliopsida, Malpighiales, Salicaceae. The record is from the annotation of a GenBank genome assembly.